UCUUCUCAGCUCGCCGCUGCUCCUCUAGUAAUUGAUGUUAUGGAGAAGAAAGCGAGCGAGGGAUUCACAGUUUAGCCGUUACAUUCUCCCUACCAACAUCCCAAAGCUUGAAGACGGAAAUCCCUUUCGGCAGCCAAAAAAAAAAGGCAGAUUAUUCUGGUUGACAUACAGAUUAUUUUUAAUUGUCCAGUGGGAGAAAAGAAACGAGCGAACAUAUCAUGAAGAGAAUAACGGGGAAGACAAAAGAAGCCACUUUGAUAGAAAUGACCAACACGCUGGAUUCUCAGAUUGAAGAUGGCUGUGCCGUUCUGACGGGCUACCGGAGGACCUUUCAGACAGGUAAUAAUGGUAGCAUUAACUCCAUCUCUGACCGAGGGACACAGCUGCCUGGUCACCGGGAGAUUGACAAGCUUGGACAGAACAGGGACUCUGUGUACUUCAGGGAUGGUGUACGGCGCAUCGAUUUUGUACUGUCCUACAUUGACGACAAGGAUGGAGACAAGAAAGCUGAGAGAAGAAGAGAGUUUGAAGCUAACCUGGAGAAGGCUGGUCUUGAGCUGGAGACUGAAGAUAAAUCGGAGUCAGAUGACCGUAAGACGUAUUAUCUGAAGAUUCACGCUCCGUGGGAAGUGUUGGCCACUUAUGCUGAUGUGCUAAAGAUCAAAGUGCCCUUUAAAGCGAGUGAUAUUCCCAAAGCUCGAGAAGUUCCCCUGGAGUGGCUCACUCACCCUUUCCGGCUGCCAGACAACAUCAUGAGGCCAGAGCCGGACUACUUCACUGCACCUUUUGACAAGAGCAAGGUCGACUUCUUCCUUAUUGAUGACAAGGACACAUUUUUUCCUCCCUCCACUCGCAACAGGAUAGUGUAUUACAUCCUGACCCGCUGCCCUUACUACAAGGAAGACCGUAUAGAGAAAGAUAAGACAGGAAUUAAACGACUGCUGAACAAUGGCACCUACACCUCAGCAUAUCCCCUUCAUGAUUGCAAGUACUGGAAGAAGGCACAAGACAUGCAGUGUGAGAGUGAGAGGUAUCAUCUGUACAAAAACUGGGCUCGAUUCCUCUGCUUCUACAAAGAGCAACCGCUCAACCUGAUCAAGAAGUACUAUGGUGAGAAGAUUGGUAUCUACUUUGCCUGGCUGGGCUUUUACACAGAAAUGCUGUUUUUUGCUGCAGUCAUGGGAGUGAUCUGUUUUGUUUAUGGUGUGCUUAGUUACGAAGACAACAUCACAAGCAAGGAGAUCUGUGACCCAGAAAUCGGUGGGAUGAUUGUCAUGUGUCCACUCUGUGAUAAAAAGUGCAGCUACUGGAAACUCAACUCAACGUGUCUGUCCUCCUGGCAAUCUCAUCUAUUUGAUAACGAGGGGACGGUGUUCUUUGCCAUCUUCAUGGGUAUUUGGGUGACCUUGUUCCUGGAGUUCUGGAAGCGGCGGCAGGCCCGUCUGGAGUAUGAGUGGGACCUUGUGGACUUUGAGGAGGAACAGCAGCAGCUACAGAUCAGGCCAGAGUAUGAGUUGAAAUGCACAGGCCGCAGACUCAACCGCAUCACGCAGGAAAUGGAGCCUUAUCUUCCUUUUCCCAGCAAGUGUGCCCGAUUCUGUCUGUCUGGAGCAACGGUUCUCUUUUGGACGUGUCUGAUAGUGGCCUGUAUAAUGGGAGUAAUCGCUUAUAGAUUAGCGGUUUAUGCAGCGUUUGCCAGUGUCAUGAAGGACAGCCCCACCAGUAAGAUCCAGCUGGUGGGAUCUCUCAUCACCCCUCAACUUGCCACCUCUGUCACUGCUUCCUGCAUCAACUUUGUCAUUAUCCUCAUCCUCAACUUCCUCUAUGAGCAAGUGGCCAUUUGGAUUACUGAUAUGGAAAUCCCCAAGACCCAUCUGGAGUAUGAGAACAAGCUGACCAUGAAGAUGUUUAUGUUCCAGUUUGUGAACUACUACUCCUCCUGUUUCUAUGUUGCCUUCUUUAAAGGGAAGUUUGUGGGUUAUCCGGGAAACUACACUUAUAUGUUUGGAAAGUGGAGCAAGCUGAGAAAUGAAGAGUGUGCCCCUGGGGGCUGUCUGAUUGAGCUGACCACACAGCUGCUUAUCGUCAUGGCUGGAAAACAAAUGGUUGGGAACGUCCAAGAGGCUCUGCUGCCACUUCUCAGAAACUGGUGGGGCAGCAGGAAAGGGCGAAGUCAUCCAGAAAGUACAUACAGUAGAUGGGAGCAGGACCACGAUCUACAGAACUUCAGCCAGUUUGGACUCUUCUAUGAGUAUCUGGAGAUGGUGAUCCAGUUUGGCUUCAUUACACUAUUCGUAGCCUCUUUUCCACUGGCUCCUCUUCUCGCCCUCUUCAACAACAUCCUGGAGGUGCGAGUGGAUGCUUGGAAGUUUACUACACAGUUCAGAAGGCCAGUGGCAGCGAAGGCUCGCAACAUUGGAGCAUGGGAAGAGAUCCUUAAUGUGGUGGCCAUCUUGUCCGUGGUCACAAAUGCUUUCAUCAUGGCAUUCACCUCAGAUAUGAUUCCUCGCCUGGUCUAUCUGUACACCUACCACCCAGGCAGAGAGGCCACCAUGAGGGGUUACAUCACCAACAGCCUCUCCUUUUACAACAUCUCUCAGAUCCCUGAAGAUAACCUACCUGAAGCUGGAGAAAACCCAUCAUGGUUUAACAGCUCUACCAUCACAACAUGCAGGUAUCGGGACUACAGAUACCCACCUGGGCAUGAGAACCAGUACACGCACACCAUGCAGUUCUGGCACAUCUUGGCUGCUAAACUAGCCUUCAUCAUCAUCAUGGAACAUGUUGUAUUUGUGGUGAAAUUCUUCGUGGCAUGGCUGAUUCCAGAUGUGCCAGCAGAAGUAAAGGCCCGUAUAAAGCGUGAACGCUUUCUGGUUCAGGAAUACCUGCACAACUACGAAGUGGAGAAACUCAAGAUGCAGCUGAGCCAGAGUUUCUGUCUGUCCACAGAAACAGCCUCACUGCUGCCCUCUAGUCCAAGUAAACACCAGGUGCUCACUGAAUGUAUUUGAAUAUACCUGAACCCUCAGGACUACUCACAUAUACUAUAUCCUGCAAAGCAUGGAGGAAUUGAAUCUUCAGGAAACCUUCAUACUAGGGUUGUAUGAUUAAUCGAAUGUUAUUGUCAUGCAUAUCUUAAAGCGGGUCAGUAAAGCGGGUUAUGGGAUUAGUAGUAAAUAUCCAUCAUAUACUUUCAGAUGGAGCAGCAUUUACUACACAUAGCUGUAGUUCACUGACAAGCUACAAAAAAUCAUGCUAAUAAUCACAG
Molecule: messenger RNA, 3268 nt
Organism: Carassius carassius (crucian carp)
Lineage: Eukaryota; Metazoa; Chordata; Actinopteri; Cypriniformes; Cyprinidae
Gene: ano5b
Product: anoctamin 5b
Exons: 20
Coding region: 219-3011 (930 amino acids)
Biological process (GO): chloride transmembrane transport
Cellular component (GO): plasma membrane
Molecular function (GO): protein dimerization activity; chloride channel activity
Source: RefSeq, a predicted model, not a curated record